AUGCGUCAAGGCCACUUCCUUUCCCUCCUCUCACUGCUCGCUACCGGCGUGUCGGCUGCCCCCGGUAAGGGCAAGGUCCCCAAGGGCUUUGUCACUGCUGAGGGUGACCACUUCAAGCUCGAUGGAAAGAACUUCUACUUUGCCGGUAGUAAUGCCUACUACUUUCCCUUCAACGACAAAUCCGACGUCGAAAAGGGCAUGAAAGCUGCCAAAGCCGCCGGCCUCACCGUCUUCCGUACCUGGGGGUUCAACGACAAGAACCGCACCUACGUCCCCACCGGUCUUCCCCAAUACGGCGGCGAAGGUGCCGGCGCCACCGAGACCGUAUUCCAAUGGUUCGAGAAAGACGGCAAACAAACCAUUGACAUCAGCCCCUUCGACAAGGUGGUCAACUCGGCCUCCAAAACUGGCAUCAAGCUCCUUGUCGCGCUGACCAACAACUGGGCCGACUACGGCGGCAUGGACGUCUACACCGUCAACAACGGCGGCAAGUACCACGACGACUUUUACACGCAGCCCAAGAUCAAGGCCGCCUUCAAGAAGUACGUCAAGGCCAUGGUGACGCGGUACCGCGACUCACCGGCGAUUCUGGGCUGGGAGCUGGCGAACGAGCCGAGAUGUGGUGCCGAUGGGACCAGGAACUUGCCCAGGAGCGAGAAUUGCACGCCUGAGGUGUUGACGAAGUGGAUUGAUGAGAUGAGCACGUAUGUGAAGAGCCUAGACAAGAACCAUCUGGUUACGUGGGGUGGUGAGGGCGGGUAUAACAGGCAGAGCGAUGAUGGGUUUUAUAAUGGCUGGGAUGGAGGUGAUUUUGAUAAGGAGUUGAGGUUGAGGAAUGUCGACUUUGGGACGCUGCAUUUGUAUCCUGAUUGGUGGUCAAAGAGCGUCGAGUGGUCCAACCAAUGGAUCCGCGACCACGCCGUCUCGGGCCGCGCCGCCAAGAAGCCUGUCGUGCUCGAGGAGUACGGCUGGAUGACCGACAAGGGCCGUCUGGACCAGCUUGGCCAGGUCAAGAACGAAACCCGAAUCGAGGUCAUUGGCGGCUGGCAGAAGAUUGCCGUCCAGGAGAAGAUGGCCGGCGACAUGUACUGGCAGUUUGGCUAUGGCGGGUAUUCCUACGGACGCAAUCAUGAUGAUUCGUUCACAAUUUACUUGGAGGAUGCCGAGGCCAAGGAGCUGGUGUAUAAGCAUGCCAAGGAGAUGCAGAAGUUGAAUGAGCGGAGGCACUAA
Messenger RNA from Sordaria macrospora k-hell, 1230 nucleotides. RefSeq lists its product as uncharacterized. The record is from RefSeq and is a predicted model, not a curated record. Gene Ontology annotation, biological process: carbohydrate metabolic process. Gene Ontology annotation, molecular function: mannan endo-1,4-beta-mannosidase activity. NCBI's taxonomy places the organism in Eukaryota, Fungi, Ascomycota, Sordariomycetes, Sordariales, Sordariaceae.